Messenger RNA from Lachancea dasiensis, 2544 nucleotides. The record is from the annotation of a GenBank genome assembly. NCBI's taxonomy places the organism in Eukaryota, Fungi, Ascomycota, Saccharomycetes, Saccharomycetales, Saccharomycetaceae.
AUGAAUGCGGACAAGGGAGCGGGUAUUAAGAGUCUUGGGAUCCAUGAUAGCCUUUCCAAAGACUCUGCGAAAGUUUUCAGCAAUUUGAUUGAAACCGCGAAGAGUUUACCAACCACCUCUUCAGAACUUGGGGCAAUACAAUUAAGCGUCAAUGAGAUUAAAAAGAGGGCUCAUGAACUAAGAGCAAAAACAAAACCUAAAAAUGAUCAUACCAGGGCUCAUUAUCUACUUGCGGGAAGCGGUCUAGCUAUCCAGGAUGUCGAGUCAUCUCUAAAAGCGCUCAAGUCAAGGCAAUUGAUGGAGCAAAAUGUGAUCAAUAGAGCAGUUGAGGACGAUCUCGACACUUACUUGAAGACAAAGAAAGAUGAAAAUAUAUUAUCUUCAAUUGAACAGUCACUAGCAUCUGCAGCUAAAGACUUUGACAAUUUUAUCAAUCAGAACUUCAACCUUGACUGGGAGCAAAGAAAAAUCGAAGUUCGAGAAAAUUUUGGCAUUCUAACGAAGAAAAGAAGGAGUAACAAGCAUUCUGUCGAAGUUCAGUCGUCAAUGCUACCUCCAAAAUGGGGAGGAAGUGGGCGUAGCAUCCUAGAUGGUGAUUCUAGGCUCAAUGUCAACGAAAAUUUUGCCACAAGGGCCAAAUUCGAAAAGUACGCCAAAACAAUCAACAGUUUCAACAACGCUCGACAAGGUGGCUACGACUUUUCUUUGUCACAUGAGGUCUUGCAAUGUUUUACCGAUCCGACCGAUGCAAAUAAUAGACAACUUCCAGAGGCAUGGAAAAUUUUGGACCAUGCACAUAAGGUCAAGGACGUUGUCUCUUCUUCUAAAUCAUUCCUUGAAAAACAGUUUUUGGAUUACGUUGGGCUGCUGUACACAAAAGUUGCGGGCGAGGGCCUGCCUACGAAUGUGAAUAAGGUUAAGGCUUUCAUCGAUCACAAACUUAAAAAUGUGAACAACACCUGGAAGUAUGGAAAUUUGACUAUUGUUAACGGUGUACCAAUAUGGGCAUUCAUCUUCUAUUUACUUAGAGCAGGCUUAGUUCAAGAUGCUUUGGAGGUCGCCGUCGCCAAUAAACUGAGUUUCAAAAAGGUAGAGCAAUCUUUUCUGACCUUUUUUAAGGCGUAUGUUAAUUCGAAAGAUCGAAAACUCCCUAAUGAGUUUAUCUCAAGAUUGCACACAGAAUACAACCAGCAUAUAAAAAACGCCUUAGAUGGAGAUCCAUUUAGACUCGCGGUCUACAAGAUUAUUGGACGGUGUGACCUGACCCGCAAGAACAUUUCAUCGAUCACUUUAAGCAUCGAGGAUUGGAUUUGGAUUCAUCUUAUGCUCAUAAAGCAAGAUGUAUCAAAAGAAGACCCAGUGUACGAAAAGUAUGAAUUGACAGAUUUUCAAACAAUAAUAUCAUCGCAUGGGGCAUCCAUGUUCAAUGGCUCCUAUUUAAACGCCUUGAUGUUGAGUGGAAUGUAUGAGUUAGCAAUUGAGCAUGCUAUGACCAUAAAUGAAAUUGACGCUGUUCACCUCGCUAUCGGCUUGGCGUGCUACGAGAAACUGAACAUAUCGUCUUCCAAGGAUGGCAAUAAUAAUGAACUCGUAUCGUGUCAAGAUGGCGAAAUGAAACUAAAUAUGACCAAGUUACUUGGAAACUACACUAAGUCUUUCAAAUUUUCUGACCCCAGAAUUGCGGUCGAAUACCUGGUUCUUAUUAAUCUAGGGGCAACUCCCGAGGGCCCUGAAGUAUGUCACGAAGUGUUGAGAGAGCUGGUGUUAGAAACUAAAGAGUUCACAAUUCUUUUGGGUAAGGUCAAUCGUGAUGGAACUAGGAUUCCUGGUGUAAUUGAAGAAAGACAAUCUUUGAUUUCCCUGACCGAUGAACAAGCCUUUUUGCAUAAAAUUACAGAGCAAGCAGCAAGACGUGCGGAUGAAGAUGGCAGGGUUUUGGAUAGCUUGCUAUUGUAUCAACUGGCUGACGAAUACGAUAUUGUAAUAGGUAUUGUCAACAAGUUGCUAAGUGAUCUUCUGAGCAACACCGACAUAUCCCAGCCCUUGCUAAAUCUGGACGACAAUAGCGAGACAAAUCCGGUAUUAAUCGCUAGGAAACUGAUAAAUGUAUACGUGAACAAUUUGGAGAUCGCACAAAAGAUUCAUGCAAAGCGUAAGGAAACGUGUAUACUACUACUGAAAAUGGUAGACAUCCGAAAAGCGUUUUACUUGCACAAUUGGUCACUAACGCUUGAGAAAUUGGAGGGGAUUGAUAUGAUACCUUUUGCAGAUGAGUUGUCAUCACGUAAAAGGGCCCAGGAAUUCUCCAAUCUAAGUUCUGAUAUCAAGAAGAAUAUACCCAAUCUCCUAAUCAUCGCCAUGACCUGCGUGUCGAAAAUAGUUGGGGAGCUAAAUAGCAGCGAGUAUCAGUCACCGGCCAAGGCACAGCAGGUAGAGGCCUUGAAGAGGCUGGCUAAAAAUUGCAUGAUCUAUGCCGGCAUGAUCCAGUAUAGUAUGCCUCGUGAAACGUACAGUAUUUUGAUCAACAUUGAGGUUGCCCUUUAA